UUUUGGCAUUUGAGAUUUGUUCACGCUGACGCCAUGUCGAUAGAAGUGCAGUCCUUGGCGAUCAAUGCACUCACCAAGCGCAUCCAAGAGGAAGCCAAGGUGUUGCCAGAUGGCAUCCUGAGGGUCGCUGAUUUCCUGAAUUACAGGGUCGACCCAGUCUUAAUGGAUGACUGCGGAGCAAUUUUGGCAAAUAAACUUUCCAGCAAGAAGCCUACCAAAGUUUUGGCUGGAUGCUCCAGUCAGGGUCUUUUACCUGCCCUAGCAACUUCCAGACACCUGAACAUCCCGGUAGUCUUUGCCUAUGCUUCUGUCCCGAACGCUUGGGGAUCUCGCGAGACCAUCUCAGCCACGAUACAGGAGCGAGCUCAUUUUGUAUUGAAAGAUGCCAUCUCUGCAGAAGACCGUGUUAUCAUCAUUGACGACAUCGUAAGGACAGGAUCAACAGUUCAGGCUCUCAAGUCCAUUUGUGAGCAAGCGGGUGCUACCUUUGUUGGCGUCGGUGCGAUCAUCCACAACCGGCUGCUGGAGAACUGCAUGAAUGGCUUUCAAAUGGAAACGCUUGCUCAGGUUUCGCCAUCCUCAUCUUCCUCACAACCUGUGACCAUUAGCCCAGCUGUCGAUGACUUGGCCUUGCCGGAGGUUGUUGCUGCAGAUGUUCUCACCGAACGCGUGAUGACUGACGGCGUGGUUCUGCCCGGAAAUCUUCUGAAGGUCUACUCCUUUAUCAAUCACCAGGUCGACACUGGCUUGAUGGAUAUGUGCGGGCAAUUGCUCGCACGUGUUUUUGCUGGGUUUGGCAUUCAGAAGGUCCUCACGGCACAGACGGGCGGUCUACCACCAGCGCAUGCUGUGGCUACCGCGUUGCGGGUACCCUUGGUCUGUGCGCGAGAGACGCAUGAAAAUGAUCAGUCUGUGAUGGAAACUAUGUAUAGCGCACCAUCUGAGAGCUUUACGAAAAAGAAGAAACUCGUGCUCUAUGUUACAAAGGAGAGCCUUUGUUCGAAUGAUACUGUGCUCGUGGUCGACGAUUUCCUGGCCACGGGAACUACUGGAGUUGCGCUGCAUCGACUUGCUGAGCAAGCAGGUGCUCAGGUGGCGGGAAUGGCCUUCUUGGUGGAAAAGCGCUUUCAGGAUGGUCGAGGAGCAUUUUGCCAUCCAAAAAAUCAUAUGCAUCAUGAGCAGUAUCGAAGAAAGGCCAGGAGCUUGUUCGCUACUAGGGGCUCCUGGCAUCGCUACUAGUAACAAGGACGCUAUUAGUGGCUCCUGGCAUCGCUACUGGUGUGGUGUGGCGGGACUGCACCCUAGCACCUACCGGUCCGGGCCCACCAGGCACUCUGCAACCGGGAGCCCCCGCCUGCCGACGGGGGGGAGUAGCAGCCUGGAACUUAGCAGCCUGGGAGUAGCAGCUCCUGGCAUCGCGACUAACUAGGAGCAAGGACGCUAUUACAAGUUCUAUUCGGGUCGCUUCGCGACGACAACCGCCCGCACCAGUGGCUCUCAGAGAGAGGGCAAAAGAAGUCUCUAUAAUCAAUCCAUCUUCGGAGUUUCCGUCUGAUACAUGUUGUAUGUCUCACUUGCAAUUGCAAGCAUUGUUGGAUCUAUGUUUCGACACCCUUGAAACUGUACAUUUUCAACAAGGUCGAAAAAUAGAGUGACCAUGCACAAGAAACUGUACAAUGUGCAUGAUCAAGACAAGACUUGGAGAUGAACGUCGCAUGAAGUGGAUGAGUGAAAGUGGAGUAUCCAUAAUAACUCUAUUUUUGGACCUUGCAACUUGUUUGUAUAUAUAGGUAUGUUUUCUUUGCAACUUGCAAGCAUUGUUGGAUAUAUUUUUCGACCCUUUCACACUGUACAUUUGAGGGUGUCCAAAUUUUAUCAACUGGCACUUUCUUUGCACACUGUACUAGCAACCAGCUGAUGCACCAGCUGAUACAUAUGAUACCGUCUGGCACGGACACGUCCUCAGUCAUUUUUGGGAUUCUCGGGUGAUGGAUGACAAGGAUGAGGAUGAUGAGGAGGA
Molecule: messenger RNA, 2020 nt
Organism: Durusdinium trenchii
Lineage: Eukaryota; Dinophyceae; Suessiales; Symbiodiniaceae
Source: the annotation of a GenBank genome assembly